UUGGACAUUUUUCGCUAACUAAUUCCAACCAAAUGCCACCUUCACCUCCUAACAGUCAGCCAGCUAAACCGAAAUCUGCAUUGGAUUUAGUUGUUAAUAAAUUGGUCAGAGCAUCCGUGGGUGGUGUUCCUUCUACGCUGUGUGACGAAGAUUUGGACAAGUAUGUAGCUGAAUUAGUACUGAAAGAAGCUUCGGCCAAGAACAAGUUAUACAACAAAGAAGGGGUUAGAGCAUAUUUACCACAUACAGGAGCCCCACCUUGCAAUCUUCCAAAAGCGAAUAAACGAUUCUUGUUCAAUAUUGUGAAAAAUGUUGAUGAUCAUAAUCAAGCAUUGAUUAAGAAAACCGAGGAAGAGGCAGCAGCUCGUAUGCGUAGACUAAGGCGUUUGCAAAAACGUCGUUCAAGUAAUAGCAAAAAACGUAAAAGCAAGGAAAAAGAACGUAAAAAAUCAAGAUGGGAUGACCAUCAUUCCCGUCGAAAUUAUAGCGACACUGAAUCCGACAGUGAAGACGAAUCAGAUAUGGAUACAUCUUCAUCGAGCGAAGAUGAUGAUUCUGGUCCGUGCGAUUCCAAGACUAGUUCACAGAAAUCCUCGUUAAAUAAUGAUGAAAAGACAGCUUUGGCAGGCUCCUCCACGAGCCCAACGAUUAUACGUAAAGGACGUGGUGAAGUUAGUGAUGGGACAAAGAUGGAUAAAUAUUUCCGUAAAGACUAUAAUCCUAUUAAUGACAUUGAACCUUUUAUUAAAGAGUAUGGGUGGCUUAAUUAUCAGGAGUUCGAAGCUAGUUUGCCAAUGAAGGCGAAUAAGGUCGAGGAAAAGAGUCUGCCAGUGAAGACAAAUAAGGUCGAGGAAAAGAGUCUGCCAGUGAAGACAAAUAAGGUUGAGGAAAAGAGUUUGCCAGUGAAGGCAAAUAAGGUCGAGGAAAAGAAAAAGAAGAAAAAAAGUCAUAAGGAAAAGUCAAAACAUAAAAAGAAGAAACACAAAUCUAGUGGUAAAUCAAAAAAGAAACGAAAAAGAGACAUUGAUUCGGGUUCGUCUUCAGGUUCAGACAAUGAUUCGAGUUUUGAAUCUCAUAAGAAAGUAAAGAAAGGUGACGGCGAGGAAAAGGAAGAAAAGGAGGAAAAACGUAUAAUCAUACGUGAAUGGGACAUACCAAAGUUGGCAUCGGGUUCAUGGAAUAUCGAAAGAUUCAUGCAAUCGCCGUCAACCUGUCCUUGGUAA
Molecule: messenger RNA, 1223 nt
Organism: Acaulospora morrowiae
Lineage: Eukaryota; Fungi; Glomeromycota; Glomeromycetes; Diversisporales; Acaulosporaceae
Source: the annotation of a GenBank genome assembly